AUGAAGAUGGUACGCGCCCUAAUUGAACCACCGCAAUUGUCAUCAUCCAUGGUGGCGACGUUAGAGUUACUCUAUGAUCAAGGACAUCAUCUUGAAGAAUAUGAUCACAUGCUCGUUUAUAUGGAUCACGAGAACAUGGAACAACACGCCAACACCAUGCCUCGCUUAAAACAUAAUGGUUCCAAUUACGCGAGCUGGCUCUACUGGGUUAAUGAAGAAUAUCGGCGAUUCACUCGUAAUCCUGUGUACUUGUAUGAAUCCAAAUUGCACAUCUCGUCACUGCAUGAAGCGCUUGCGGACGAGGUCCUUUUGGCCAUCAUAUGUGCCACGGUUCAUCCCAAUGUCCUUCCCCAAUCAAUCGGUCGAGACAUAAGGCCCGAAGGGGUCUGGCGAGUGUUUAAGGCGCAGCCUGGUGUAGAAUGUAUGCAGAAAGAUUUGGGUAUAAGUUUGGUUUUAGCAGUAGGAUUAUCACUUUGUCAAUUUUUUUUGCGGAAAUUACAAAUUGGGUAA
This is a messenger RNA of Melampsora larici-populina 98AG31, 510 nucleotides long. RefSeq lists its product as uncharacterized. Lineage: Eukaryota; Fungi; Basidiomycota; Pucciniomycetes; Pucciniales; Melampsoraceae. The record is from RefSeq and is a predicted model, not a curated record. Bases 1 to 510 code for a protein of 169 amino acids. The transcript is spliced from 2 exons.